CAAGCUUCUACCACGGCCCAGCCAAAACAACCACUAAGCAACAGCAACAUCGCAGUCAGGAGACAAUGUCCAAGCAAUAUUUGACCACCCAUACGGUGGAUGACGCCCACAUCACAGACAUCUUCUCACUGGCCGCAACGCCAAGGACAUUGCUCUCGGCCAGCGGCUCUUCAACUCUUCACGUCCAUGACACUACGGACCCUUCCUUUCCUCUGAGACAGUCCAUUCCUGACGCCCACAAACUAGGCUGCCAUCAUGUCUGCACAUCACGCAACGGCCUGUAUGCUGCCAGUGCUGGCUUCGGAGGUGAAGUCAAGAUAUGGGAGCUGAACAAGGAGACUGGAGACUGGAGCAGCGGCGGUGAAAUCACGGGCCCAACCAUCAAGCCAGGUGAAGUGUGGGCGAUUGCUCUCAGCGAGGACGGAGGCUAUCUGGCAAGCACUACCAAUGACGGCAGGAUCAAUGUAUGGGAUGUCGCAGACCAGAGUAAAGCAAAGAUUCGGGAGUAUGAGACUGGGAGCGCGGGUUCAGGCAGCUUUGGCAUGUGCGUGGAUCUCAGCAGAGAUGGAAAGUUUACAGCCAGCGGGCACCAGAAUGGCUCCGUCUACGUGUUCAACAAUGACACGGGAAGGAUUCUAUACUCCUUGUCUGGCCUUGCCAAACCUGUCCGAGCCGUAGCAAUCUCGCCUGCCGGCACCAGGGUAGCCGCGGCAGGUGAUGCUGGCAUCAUUGCCAUAUACGAUACAAAGCACGGCGAACACGUCGGCAACUUGACGGGACACUCAUCAUGGAUCACUUCACUGGACUGGAGCGACACUGGUGAGUAUCUGCUGAGCGGCUCCAUGGACGGCAAAGUGAAGGUGUGGUCAAUCGAGCGCAGCGUUUGUGUUGCAACACAUAGCGAGACGGACAAGGCACUCUGGGCCGUCCGGUGGCUGCCCAAGACUGGGCGCAGCGAGAUGUUUUGCACGGCCGGCGCAAACAGGAGCAUUUCAUUCUACAGGGAGGCGACAGGCAGCUAGGCUUCUCACAGGCGGGCGCGGGAGCAUUAGAAAGGAUACACAGCAUGUUGAAUUGUGUAAUUGGACUUUCUGCUCCUCAUCCAACUCAUAAAGUUUACCACGUGAUUAGAUGUGUGAUUGCAACGAAAGAACAAGAAAUUGAAGCUUCAUGGCUACCACGUGACAUCGUUCCAGUCUCGCGUUGCCCCGCCAAACUUUAGCGCCAGUUUGCGCAU
Trichoderma harzianum CBS 226.95 is the source of this 1237-nucleotide messenger RNA. RefSeq lists its product as hypothetical. The coding region runs from base 66 to 1022 and encodes 318 amino acids. Lineage: Eukaryota; Fungi; Ascomycota; Sordariomycetes; Hypocreales; Hypocreaceae. The transcript has 4 exons. The record is from RefSeq and is a predicted model, not a curated record. Gene Ontology annotation, cellular component: Cdc73/Paf1 complex. Gene Ontology annotation, molecular function: protein binding.